AUGCGGGUGGUGGACUUCGACUACUUCCCUUCAACCGAAGCAGCCGUCUGGGAAGAUGGCGAGACGGACAGGCAAUGUCUGGCAUACGCGAUCAAGUCCGAUGAAGCUGCAGAUGCCCUGGCGAAUCAUGAGGUCGGUAUACGUGUCUGGGAAGAUGCCGAUGCUGAGACGGAUGAGGUCAUCUGCCUCCGUGUAGUGGCAGUGAACAACAACACUGCGAACAUAGAGACGCGAUUACUGCGAGUCGUCAUCCUCGAGCCUGAUAACCAAGGUGACAGCAGGACAUCGCUUUGGUGUACACAAGGUGUGAACUGCACACUGAACCUCACCGGCCUCCACUACACCCCUGGCGCCCGAGUCGCUUUGGCACAAGACUGCAGCGACCUGGAGUGCGAAAGACCGUCCGCAACGACAGUAUCGGAGCAGAGCUACGUACACGUCAUUACUGCGGCCGAGUCGCUUUUAGUCCAGCCAGGAAAGUGGUUUCUAUGCCGAUGUUUCGCAUUCGACAUGGUGAAACACGAUGCCGACGAGGGGGAGAAUUCUACAGUGACACACUAUGAAACGCAAGCUAUCCAAAUGCUGUUCUAUGAAGGGCCAUCUGACAGCAAUUUGGCCUACUGCACCUUGGGCUGGCCGAACUGCAGUGUGAGCCUGCCAUUUUCAACUGGCACACCGGACGUCGAAACAUCGCUGAGAAUCCUGGCUGCAUGUCCGCUGCCGGGGCAGACCGUGGAGGGCACGGAUGCGCCUUCGGUGCAAGCCUUGAUUUGGGGCGGCGUUGCGAACCAGACAGAGACUGGUCCCUAUCCGAUGGCGGAUGUCCAGGCACUGUACGAUGCUGGUGCUGGGCUGUACGGCCUGUGCUGGUGCAAGUCUGUGCCAGGGCGGCCCUGUGUGGACCUGGAGGAUUACAUCGUCCCAGCAGGCUUGUUCGUCUUGGUCGGACCGUACCCACAGGAGCUCACGCAGAUUUACAUGGGUGACACCCUGCAGGUUGCGAUCGCAGGCACUGGCCUAUCAGCCAACGACAGGCUCGAGAUCAAACCGAGCUGUGGCAGUCCGAAGAGUUUCCUGGUCACAGAAACGACGGACGGCUACAACUUCGAUUUCGGUGUAGUCCAGGAGCAGAGCAUACCACCAGGACAGUACAACUUCUGCUGGUGCCGCGAGUACUCCACAGAGAUGGCAUGCAAUCUGCCAGAUCACUGGAGGCUGGUAGGCGACAUUACGGUGAUCUGCACAGGUGACAGCUACAACAACGGUGGAGUCUGCAAUCAGUGUGGCCUGCCGUGGAACGGGCCCAACGAGGACAAGACGGGGUGCGUGAUGUAUGCGGACCGGGCGCUGGCGAUCAUUUUCAUGAACCUCUUCCUCACUUUGGCCUUCUUCCUCCUGAGUCUUCAGCUUGAGCUCACGCAUCCUGAUCGAGCCAGGCCUGCAGAAACGCCGGGAGCUCACUGGUUUGAGGGGAAGACCGGCUGGCGAGUGAGUGGACGCAGAGUCCUGAUCGAAGAUAUCUCGGUGGAGGGUGAAGGAGAUCACCUGGUGGUGACCACGCUUGGUUCGCACUUCCUGCGCGUUGGUACGACCUUCCGUGUCCACUUCACGCAAACCAAUCACUACCUCCUCGAUGGCCAGUACAAAAGGGCCACCGUCGUGGAUGGCAGCCGGUUGGACCUGCACAACUUAGAUGGUACUUUCUUCGCCGCCGACGCUUCUGGCGGCUUUUUCGUCCUGUCCAUCCCAUGUACUUUCUGGUACGCGCAAGCCUAUGCCUGCGUUCCGCUGUUGCUAUUUUGCACCACGCUGAUAGUAGCAGGCACUUCUAUGGUCACUUUUGCACCGCCGUACCCUGUGGCCGUCACGCUUGUCACGGCAGUUCAGAUGGCUAUAGCGCUGCUCUUUCGUGGGUUGUGGAAGUCGCGGCGGGUACAGACGCCGCUGCGCCGGCGUUUGCAGCAGUACAUUGCGAUGAUCGACAGUCAAAACCCGCGCCCGCAGCCCUGUGAUCGCGGCGCCAGUCGGGCUGUGACCGCUUUUCGCCUCUUUGAGCUGUUCGAGUUCUUCCAAGCUUUCAUCAAGUUCCGGACCAUGUACUACAUCGAUCCGAACCUGGUUCGGCCAAUCACGCGGAAGCACAAGCUGAGCUUUGCCGAGCGCGUGGGGCCGCAGCAGGUGCAGUUCUUCAUUAGUCAUUGGUGGGGCACACCUUUCGUCCGCUUCUGCGAGUCGGUUCGGCGACAUGCCGUGCAGAUAAGUGGCUCGGAGGAUGAGAGCACAUGGAAGCUGGUGUCGUACUGGAUAUGCACAUUCAGCAACAACCAGUACCGCAUCAAGGAGGAGCUUGGCACCUACCACAAAGACUCCUCGUUCUACUUGGCCCUGCAUAGUGGCGUGUGCAAGGGAACCGCCAUGAUCAUGGACGAGCGCGCGUCGUUGCUGAAUAGAUCCUGGUGCCUCUUUGAGCUGCUACAGACGGUCACGCUCGAGAAGACCCAGGCGAACUUCACUGGCCUCUACUUCUGCACGCCGACGGGUGUCCUGAACAACGGCGAUGCGACAGUGGAGCUCGCGAUGAACAUUGGCAAGCGCAUCGCUGGCCUCAGUCUUCAAAGCGCCACGGCCACCUCGCAGGAUGACAAGGAUAUGAUCAACAAGCUUGUUCUCGAAGAGAUGGGAAGCUUCCACAGGAUCGACCGAAUUCUGCGGGGUCAUUUGGCUGAUGCCCUGAAGAAAUGCCAAGGGAUGGUCGACGAGCAGUUUGACAAUCUCUUCACGGAGUUGCAAGGAAAUGCACCGGAGAAUGAGUUGGAGUCGAUGGGCGAGAGUCAUGGUGAGAGUCCUGUGCCGGAUGAGUCCGUCGUCUCCAUGGUAUGA
Molecule: messenger RNA, 2880 nt
Organism: Symbiodinium sp. CCMP2592
Lineage: Eukaryota; Dinophyceae; Suessiales; Symbiodiniaceae
Source: the annotation of a GenBank genome assembly